AACACAGCUCCAGAUACGACAGCUACUGGGUUGGAUCAAUGGGCAGGGGAAGAGGCAGAGGGAGGAAGAUCAUCCCAAACAGCAGGAGCCACGAAGACUACAAGGGGAGCGGCAGCGAAGAGGUCGCGCCUGCCAGGAAGAGGAGAGGGAGGCCCCAAAAGCAGAAAGUCGAUCCAGCACAAGUCAAGAAUUUGGUAGAGGGUGUCUUAAAUGGCAAUGCAGACUAUCAGCAAGUGGAAGGAGACGAUGCAAAGCUCGAGGAAAAUGGGAGCAAGAGGAACAGGGUGCCCCAAGAAGAGGGCUCUGACCAUCAUGACCUGGAAGAGAACAGCUCAAGCACCACCCGGUCUAGCAACGAUGAGUCAGCAACUAGGUCAAGUGGGGGGUUCCGGCUCAACGGGAGCCGACGGAAGAGCACUCCGAGGCGGGCGGCGGAAGCAGGCCUGUAG
Messenger RNA from Lolium rigidum, 449 nucleotides. RefSeq lists its product as uncharacterized. The coding region runs from base 39 to 449 and encodes 136 amino acids. The transcript has a single exon. The record is from RefSeq and is a predicted model, not a curated record. Lineage: Eukaryota; Viridiplantae; Streptophyta; Magnoliopsida; Poales; Poaceae.